CGGCGAAGCCAGCCCCCGCCGCUGGGACGCCAGCCCCCGUCGUUGGGACGCCAGCCCCCGUCGCUGGGACGCCAGCCCCCGUCGCUGGGACGCCAGCCCCCGGCGCUGGGACGCGAGCCCCCAGAAGGAGACCCGUUGGCGCGACUCGGUCGCCUCUUGGAAGAACAGCGCACUGUUCUCGUGGCGCCGCCCGUCGGACGGCGAGGCGGCCUGGCCGACGCGUCCGUCCCCGCGUCUCGGCUGCGUCGCCAUCACCCGCAGCAACUUCGGCGUCGCCGAGCGCACCACCACGCGCCUGGAGCGCCCGGAGCGGUACGAGCAGUCCCGCCGGCCGUCCAGUGAUGUGCCGCCACGCGCCGGCCGGCGUCGCCACUCCUCCAGCCCGUCGUCGUCGACGCGUCGGAAUCGGCACAAGCUCAGCCACCGACUCACUGGCGACAGCUACGGUAGUCAGGCGCCGCCGGAGCAGACGGUCGAGGACGACGAGGACGGCCACCUCAUCUACAGGAACGGCGACGUGCUGCAAAGCCGGUACCGCAUCCUGUCCACUCUCGGUGAGGGAACAUUCGGCAAGGUCGUGAAGGUCAAAGAUCUCGACAAGGACAGGGUCAUCGCACUGAAGGUUAUCAAGAACGUUGAUAAGUACCGAGAGGCUGCCAAGCUUGAAAUCAACGUGCUGGAAAAGCUGAACGACAAAGAUCCCUACGGGAAGCACCGGUGUGUGCUGAUGUUGGAGUGGUUCGACUACUGCGGCCACAUCUGCAUCGCCUUCGAAAUGCUCGGGCUGAGCGUGUUCGAUUUCAUGAAGGACAACAGCUACCAGCCGUAUCCGCUGGGGCAGGUGCGCCACAUCGGCUACCAGCUGUGCCACUCGGUCUGCUUUAUGCACGACUCCCGGCUGACGCACACCGACCUCAAGCCCGAGAACAUCCUGUUCGUCGGCUCCGACUACGACGUCCACUACAACCCCCGAAAGAAGCGGGACGUUCGGGUCGUGCGGAAUUCGGAGAUCCGGCUGAUCGACUUCGGCAGCGCCACGUUCGACCACGAGCACCACAGCACGGUGGUCUCCACGCGCCACUACCGGGCGCCGGAGGUGCUGCUCGAGCUGGGUUGGUCGCAGCCGUGCGACGUCUGGAGCAUCGGCUGCAUCCUGUUCGAGCUCUACCUGGGCCUGACGCUCUUCCAGACGCACGACAACCGCGAACACCUGGCCAUGAUGGAGCGCAUUCUGGGCCCCAUGCCGUACAGAAUGAGCCAGAAGUCGAAGACCAAGUACUUUUACCGGGGGCGGCUGGACUGGGACGAGAAGACGUCAGCAGCGCGCUACGUGCGCGAGAACUGCAAGCCGCUGAGGCGCUACAUGCAGGGCACGGACGUGGAGCACGUGCAGCUGUUUGAUCUCAUCCAGAGGAUGCUGGAGUACGAGCCGAGUCAGCGGAUCACGCUGAGGGACGCCAUCAGGCACCCGUUCUUCGCCAAGCUGGAGGAGGGACGGCGAGUGAACGGCUACUAGCCUGCGCGACCCCCGCCAGCGCCGGGCCCGCCCCACUGGAGGCGGCAGCCUCCCCAGGGCGGCGGCGGACACCAGGAGGGCCGACCCUGAUGGCGGCCCGUGACCGACGGUCCGAAGAAGGAGAGCCGUCAUCUCGACGCGGUGUGGAGGGCGGCGAAAGUCCGCACAGGCCGGCUGGGAUCAGCUGCCACCCGAACAGUCCAGCAGAGGGACCGCGACAGUCCAGUGCAGGGACGGCAGGAGGACAGUGAUCAUCCCGACGGUUCGUUGAAGGGGCAGCGGCCAUCCGAACUGUUCAGUACAGUGAUAACGGUCCCACCAGCUGACAGGUUCGGUGAAGGGACAGCAGAGGCACAGCGACAGUCUGGUGAAAGGUCGGCAGAGGGGCAGUGAUCAUCCCGACGGUCUGGUGAAAGGACAGCAGAGGGACAGAAAUCGUCCCGACGGUUCGUUGGAGGGACAACGGCCAUCCGAACUGUUCAGUACAGUGAUAUCGGUCCCACCAGCUGUCUGAUGGAGGGAGAGCGGCCACCUUGACAAUCCGUUUGAGGAUCAGCUGCAUCCCAGCAAUCUGGCAGAGGGACAGCAGUCACCCCGACAGUCCGGUGGACGCGUGGAGCUUGCCCUGACCUCUGGCGGAGAGAUAGUGGCCCUCCCAAAACCCGGCAGGACAGCGGUCUCCCGCGAACCCCCGGCGGAAGAUCCGCAGCCAUAGCCUUAUCAGGUGUUCUCUUGUGAUGACCGGUGAUUUACGAGCUAUUUGUGGAGACAGAUCGGCCCGCGUUGGCCGGCAGCCGGUGCGCGAGCUGCGGCUUGGACGCUGAACUCGACACUGCACGCCAACUGCAGUCGAGACGAGCGCGAGCGUCGCGAGAUCGUUUUAUAACGGCACCGAUGCGGACGGCCGGUGAUAGGUGGCUAGUCGAUGUGUUAGCGCAUAGAUGGCACGGCGAAAUCUUGGAGGUGGUACGCGGCUCCGCCGUCUGUAGCUGCUCGCCUCUGGUUAUUAUUGAAUGACAUACUGACGAGUUUAACUCAGCCCGGAGUCCUUUCGUGAUGUCCGAGUACGCUUUUGAACGGCAUGUACUAACGAUGCGCGCCUCCGUCAAGGUGGCGCCGCCCGCGGGGCGGGCCCGCCAGCGCCUCGCCGCCGCUCCGCCGGCUGUGAGGGCGGGCCGCGUCCGCUGCCACCGUCGCGCCCUCUGUCGUCCGCCUGCGCCAGGCGCCGGUGCUCGCCGGUCGACUGCCCCGCGUCGCCGUUGCUGUCACGUGCGCUGCCGAGUGGAGGCUCCCUUGUGUGGGCCACGUGCGGCGGCGGCGGCGCGCGGGGCGCGUGCUGACGACCCCCGGCCGGUGCCUGGCUGACGGCCGCGAGCCGCGUGCGCCGCCCCGCCGCGGCCGUACCGUGUCCCUCCUCCACAGACGGCCCUUGUUGGCGCGGCGCGGCGAGUCGCGCCGCCUCUGCCCGGCGUGAUUCGGCGGCGAGUCACGCCAUCGUUCGGCGUAACCCGAUGUCUGGGCCCGCCUAACCAACGCCGAAGUGAUACCUGCGUGUGUUGGGCUAUUGGUGUCGAAUGAAUACAUCGCAUUA
Pollicipes pollicipes is the source of this 3107-nucleotide messenger RNA. RefSeq names its product dual specificity protein kinase CLK2. Gene Ontology annotation, molecular function: ATP binding; protein serine/threonine kinase activity. Lineage: Eukaryota; Metazoa; Arthropoda; Thecostraca; Pollicipedomorpha; Pollicipedidae. The record is from RefSeq and is a predicted model, not a curated record. The transcript has 12 exons. Bases 728 to 1516 code for a protein of 262 amino acids. Gene Ontology annotation, cellular component: nucleus. Gene Ontology annotation, biological process: regulation of RNA splicing; protein phosphorylation.